Penaeus vannamei (Pacific white shrimp) is the source of this 1775-nucleotide messenger RNA. Lineage: Eukaryota; Metazoa; Arthropoda; Malacostraca; Decapoda; Penaeidae. The record is from RefSeq and is a predicted model, not a curated record.
AUGAAAACGUUCGAUUUACAUGCAAGCACACUGUUCUCAGCAUGUACAUCCAGGGCACUUCUACACCGAGUUGUAUUUGGAACCAGAUAUUACAAGACAGUAUUCGUGCUGAAUGGAUAUGCAGAAGCACUAGAUAUCAAGUCUGAAUACGUCUAUAAGCCAAAUUAUUUUCCUCUUACCGAUGCUGGGAUAUUGGACAUCGCUGGCGUGACUCUUCCAAACCCAAUAUUACUCUCCUCCAUUUUUUUCUCAUAUCCAACAUAUAGCAAUGAUCUAUCAUACUUUCAUAUAGGCACUCACUUAUAUCAAAAUGGUUCACAUGUCAAUCUUUUUCUGUGCAUCACAGCACCAGCACCGAAAGGCGCAGUCAAGACCAAGAUCAUAGACACCAGUCUUGUUGUGCUAUGGACUGAAACCUCCGAUGAGCCCCAUAAAGAAUGCCUUAAUACCACUGAAGUGAUAGCGACCUUCGCCAGAACGGGAACCGUUACCAAGUCCACGAGCAGCCAAGUGGACCGCGUUCUGUUCCCCUUGAAUGAAUGCGAUCUUGGGGCGGGGGAGGUUUUCGUCACGUCCCUCGGCGGUAGCGGGUCGAGUGAGCCGAGGAAAUCCAACUUCACUUUCGAGGAUAGUGCCCUCGUCACUCCCAUCAUCGGGUCGCUGGAACUAAACGCCACCUGCGACUCCAUCGAAGCAAGCUGGGAAUUGAUUGACUGGUGUCCUUACCUCGCCUGGUUUAGGGUCACGUUAAAGCCCUCAGAGUCGGUCACCACCACGCCAGAUUACAACAGCACCAGCACGACUUUCGAAGGGCUCGAUGCUGGCACUAACUACGAGGUGUGCGUCCAGCCGGUGGAUAGCAGCAGUGACGAUCUUGCCGUGAGCAUUUGCAGCAACAUAAGAACAAAGAUUCCUGCCGUGGAAGACCUUCAACUCGAAGCAAUAAAUCACACAGCAGUUCAGGUUUCCUGGUCCCCGAGUGACUGUAAUAUGUCUGAACCUCAGCGUUACGAAGUUGAAGUUGUUACCUGUAAUAAUUUCACGAAUGAAACUUGUACGGGAGCAACGUUUGUAAACUCGACUACAGAGCUUAACUACACGCAAACUGGGCUCGAACCCUACACUCAGUAUCAUGUAUCUGUGGUUUCCAUAUAUGCAAGUGACUCCUCGUACCAAGCCGAUGAUUAUGUCAUCACUCUUCCUAUGGCUCCUUAUGACCUUGAAGCAUUCCUUCAAGACGCCUCGACUAUCUAUGUCUCGUGGAACUACCUUGAUGAACUCUCAGAAAAUCAAACGUACGGCAUCAGCUGGAAACUAGAAGAGUCCGACGUGAUUUACAGCGGUAACACAACGUUCAAAGAGUACGUCAUCCAAGGUUACAACGGAACAGGGUCGACUCUUUUGUGCGUCACCGUCACCCUAGAUGCGGCAACGAGCAUUCCGGAAUGUAAUGAAUUCCGGCUCUACUAUCUGGAAGAUGAUUUCGGACUAAUUCUUGGCCUGAUGUUGGGGAUUCCCCUUAUCAUACUCGCCAUCGGCCUCGCUCUGGCUCGUGUCUUCAAAGUGACGCUUGCAGACGUAUUCCCGGGAGUGUAGUAUUCCUGGAACAUUUUUCAUAGUGUUGUAGUUCAGCAUACAGUGUCGAUAUAGUAAAUUAAUAUUGUUCAUUAAUGUAGGAUAAACAAAGUUUUUGCCCAGUGCGUAAGAUUUUUGGAUUCUAAUGCACUUAGGUUAGCUCUGUAAGAGAAUAUGUUUAGAAUAAAGAAAAAAUGUUU